GGCCGCCGACUAUCCUUAACGUUAAACCCCUUCACCCAGGCGCCGAGAUUGGGCGAAUAGCGAGCAAAUACGUCCGCGUUUCUCUGCCUGCUCCACCACCGGCCUCCCUUCCUCCAUCUCCGGCACUGACAGCAGACAAGGCCGAGGUCGUCUUGGUGCAGGCCCAGCCGCAAAGGCUCGACCUGUUUACUCCACCUCCGCGUCCUCCGACUCCCCAGCAGCCACUGCCCGCGGAACAACCACCAGACCAGCACGAGGGAGACAAAGAGCCCAGGCAUCACCCCAUCGUAACAGCCGCCGACAUGAACCACCAUCACACCCAGCAGCAGCAGCAGAAAGCCGGCGAGCAGCAGCUCAGCGAGCCCGAGGACAUGGAGAUGGAGGCUGGGGACCCAGAUGAUCCUCCAAGAAUUCCCCAGAAUCCAGUCAUCAAUGGGAACGUGGCUAUGGCGGACGGACACAACAACACAGAGGAGGACAUGGAGGACGACACAAGCUGGCGCUCAGAAGCCACUUUCCGCUUUGUGGUGGAGCGCUUUAGCAGGCUGAGUGAGUCUGUUCUCAGCCCACCCUGUUUCGUGAGAAAUCUGCCCUGGAAGAUCAUGGUGAUGCCUCGCUUUUACCCAGACAGACCUCACCAGAAGAGCGUUGGAUUCUUCCUGCAGUGCAAUGCGGAGUCAGACUCUACGUCCUGGUCAUGUCAUGCUCAGGCCAUGCUCAAAAUAAUCAACUACAAAGACGAUGAGAAAUCCUUUAGCCGCCGCAUUAGUCACCUGUUCUUCCACAAGGAAAACGACUGGGGCUUUUCCAACUUCAUGUCGUGGAGUGAUGUGACUGAUCCAGAGCGGGGCUUUGUGGAGGAUGAUAAGGUCACUUUUGAGGUCUAUGUUCAAGCUGAUGCACCUCACGGUGUGGCCUGGGAUUCAAAGAAACACACUGGUUACGUGGGGCUGAAGAAUCAAGGAGCCACGUGUUACAUGAACAGCUUGUUACAGACUCUCUUCUUCACAAACCAGCUUCGGCGGGCAGUUUAUAUGAUGCCUACUGAGGGAGAUGAUUCCUCUAAAAGCGUUCCCCUUGCCCUGCAGAGGGUGUUCUAUGAGCUCCAACACAGUGAUAAGCCUGUUGGGACAAAGAAGCUGACUAAGUCUUUUGGAUGGGAGACUCUAGACAGCUUCAUGCAGCAUGAUGUGCAGGAACUGUGCCGAGUGCUGUUGGAUAAUGUGGAGAACAAGAUGAAAGGAACUUGUGUGGAGGGCACAAUCCCAAAGCUCUUCCGGGGGAAGAUGGUGUCCUACAUCCAGUGUAAGCAUGUGGACUACCGGUCAGAAAGAAUUGAGGAUUACUACGACAUCCAACUCAGCAUUAAAGGAAAGAAAAACAUCUUUGAGUCAUUCAAGGAUUAUGUGGCAGUGGAACAGCUGGAUGGGGAUAACAAAUACGAUGCAGGGGAGCAUGGUCUACAGGAAGCAGAGAAGGGUGUAAAGUUCCUGACCUUCCCUCCUAUCCUGCACCUACAGCUCAUGAGGUUCAUGUACGACCCUCAGACAGACCAAAAUAUUAAGAUAAACGACAGGUUUGAAUUCCCAGAGCAGUUACCUCUGGACGAGUUUCUGCAGAAGCCAGAUGUGAAAGACCCGGCCAACUACAUUCUCCACGCUGUGCUGGUGCACAGUGGAGACAACCACGGGGGUCACUACGUCGUCUACCUUAAUCCUAAAGGAGACGGCAAAGUGAGUGUCACCGCACCAAUAUGGUGUAAAUUUGAUGAUGACGUCGUUUCACGGUGCACUAAAGAAGAGGCCACUGAACACAAUUACGGCGGUCACGAUGACGACUUGUCAGUGCGUCACUGCACCAACGCUUACAUGUUGGUGUACAUCAGAGAGUCCAAGCUUAGUGAGGUCUUGCAGCCGGUCACAGACAUGGAUAUUCCUCAGCAGCUGGUGGAGAGGCUGCAGGAGGAGAAGAGGGUGGAAGCUCAGAAGAGAAAGGAGAGGCAGGAGGCACACCUUUACAUGCAAGUGCAGAUGGUGACAGAAGACCAGUUCUGCGGGCAUCAGGGCAACGACAUGUAUGAUGAAGAAAAAGUCAAAUACACAGUGUUCAAAGUUCUGAAGAGCUCCACUCUGGCUGAGUUUGUUCAGAACCUUUCACAGACCAUGGGUUUCCCACAGGACCAGAUGAGACUGUGGCCAAUGCAGGCCAGAAGCAACGGGACUAAACGGCCGGCUAUGUUGGAUUAUGAAGCAGAUUGCAACAAGUCUAUGAUCGACUUGAGCGAUAACGAGAACCCAUGGACAAUAUUUCUGGAAACCGUAGAUCCAGAAAUGGCCGCCAGCGGUGCAACGUUACCCAAGUUUGACAAAGACCAUGAUGUUAUGUUGUUCUUGAAGAUGUAUGAUCCAAAAACCAGAAGCUUAAAUUAUUGUGGACAUAUCUACACGCCUAUAUCCUGUAAAAUACGAGGCUUGCUGCCCGUUAUGUGUGAAAGAGCAGGGUUUCAGCAGGGAACUAGCCUUAUCCUCUAUGAGGAAGUUAAACCGAAUUUAACAGAGCGAAUACAAGACUACGAUGUCUCCCUGGACAAGGCUCUGGAUGAGCUGAUGGAUGGAGACAUAAUUGUGUUCCAGAAGGACGAUCCUGAAAAUGAAACCAGUGAGCUGCCUACUGCAAAAGACUACUUCAGAGACCUGUACCACCGUGUGGAUGUCAUCUUCUGUGACAAGACCAUUCACAAUGACCCAGGCUUUGUUGUGACACUGUCAAACCGAAUGAACUACUUCCAGGUGGCAAAGACUGUUGCGCAGAGGUUAAACACUGACCCUAUGCUCCUGCAGUUCUUCAAGUCACAGGGGUACAGAGACGGCCCUGGAAAUCCACUCAGGCACAACUAUGAAGGCACUCUCAGAGACCUGCUGCAGUUUUUCAAGCCCCGGCAGCCGAAGAAGCUCUACUACCAGCAGCUCAAGAUGAAGAUUACAGACUUUGAGAACAGGAGGAGUUUCAAAGCCAUCUGGCUCAACAGUAUGUUUCGAGAGGAGGAGAUCACACUAUACCCCGACAAGCAUGGCUGUGUUCGGGACCUUCUGGAGGAAUGCAAAAAGGCAGUGGAACUCUCCGACAAAGGCUCAGAGAAGCUGAGGCUGUUAGAAAUUGUCAGCUACAAAAUUAUUGGGGUUCACCAGGAAGAUGAAUUGCUAGAAUGUUUAUCUCCAGCAGCCAGUCGAACGUUCAGAAUAGAGGAAAUCCCUCCUGACCAAGUGGACCUGGACAAGGAGAAUGAAAUGCUGAUUCCAGUUGCACAUUUCCACAAGGAAGUCUUUGGGACAUUCGGAAUUCCCUUUUUGCUCAAGAUCCGUCAGGGGGAACCCUUCAGAGAAGUGAUGAAGAGAAUUCAGAGCAUGCUUGACAUUCAGGAGAAGGAGUUUGAGAAGUUCAAGUUUGCAAUAGUGAUGAUGGGCCGGCACCAGUAUAUCAACGAGGAAGACUACGAGGUGAAUCUGAAAGACUUUGAGCCACAGCCAGGGAACAUGUCCCACCCGAGGCCAUGGUUAGGGCUCGACCACUUCAACAAAGCUCCAAAGAGAGGUCGCUACACGUAUCUGGAAAAAGCGAUCAAGAUCCACAACUGACAAGUCCCCGCUCUAACCGACCAUACUAAAGACUUUAACCAAACCUCUUGUGUGCACCACUUUUAACACCUGCUGUCUGGGUACACAAGCACCAUGUAUGAAGUCUUCAGUGAAUGGAGUGACUGCUGAUGCUCCUGUUUUCCUUUUUGAGGCUGUUCGAUUUGGCUUCUCUAACUGUUGACUGCCUAUUGGUCUGGAAGAAUGAA
This is a messenger RNA of Carassius auratus (goldfish), 3841 nucleotides long. RefSeq names its product ubiquitin carboxyl-terminal hydrolase 7-like. Gene Ontology annotation, molecular function: cysteine-type deubiquitinase activity; protein binding. The record is from RefSeq and is a predicted model, not a curated record. The coding region runs from base 303 to 3635 and encodes 1110 amino acids. The transcript is spliced from 31 exons. Gene Ontology annotation, biological process: protein deubiquitination; regulation of protein stability. Gene Ontology annotation, cellular component: nucleus; cytosol. Lineage: Eukaryota; Metazoa; Chordata; Actinopteri; Cypriniformes; Cyprinidae.